ACCAACUGAUUUUUGAAAGUCAAAUUGUCUUAUGGUCACUUGCAUUUUUUAGGCUUGGCAAUAUCUUUUGAGUAUAACCAUUGUGCUAAGAAUAAGAGCGUAGAAAAGAAACAAAAAUCCAUUUUGCAAUCUGUCGUGACUGUGCCUUGGUUGUGGAGAAAGUUAAAAAGUAAUGAUUAAAAUGAGAUUUUUGUGUCUGGUGGGUUUUGCUUUUCUAAACUCCCCAGUCGCCCAUCAGCUUGGCUAGUCCUCAGCGAAGGAGCCCUGGUGGCGCAACGGUUAGUUGCUUGGCUGCCAACUGAAAGGCAGGUGGUUCCAACCUAUCAGCAGCUCUGCAGGAGAAAGACCUGGCAAUCUGCUUCCAUAAAGAUUAAACCAAAACAAAAACCAAACCUGUUGCCAUCAAGUCAAUAUUGACUCAUAGUGACCCUAUAGGACAGAGUAGAACUGCCCCAUAGGGUUUCCAAGACUGUACUCUUUAUGGCAGCAGACUGCCACAUCUUUCUCCUGUAGAGCUGCUGGUGGGUUCGAACUGCUGACUUUUCAGUUAGCAGCCGAGUGCUUAACCACUGUACUACCAGGGCUCCUUCUGUAAAGAUUACAGCCUAGAAGACCCUAUGGGGCAGUUCUGCUGUGUCCCAUGGGGUCGGUAUUAAUUGAAAUCAACUCGACAGCACCUCACAACAACAUUGCUUAAGUUGCAGUGCCCCUACCUCCAACUUCUUGUAUUUUGAAUUUUAGUGGUUUUGCCUUUCUUCCUUAUUUUUGGCCUAUUUCCUUACUAGUCUUUCUUCCAGAUAUUGCUUUGGCUACAGAAUAUUGGGGAAUGGGUGGUUUUCUUUGGAAUCAAUGUGAAUUUGGGUGUGAAUUUUUCUCUUUUCAUCCUCAUAGGUCUGAAUGUGGCACUAGCUGGUGUUGCUCCACUUUGACCUAAAAAUUCACUUCUGUUUGGGAGGCAGGGAUCAUCCUUGGAAAGUUCUUUUGUGUCCCGAUAUAGAAGAGAGAGCAGAUUGGGCAUUUGGAAGGUGAGGGCUGCCUUUGAGAAAGGAGUUCCUGGACUCCUUGGACUCCUCACCUCCAGGAUGAGCACUGCAGUGUCGUGACCCUCGGGGUUUUGUGUGCCCUGGAGAUGCGAGAUUUUCCUUUGGCAGUAGGAGGCACACACCCAGAGAAUGCUGGAGCUGCAAGGGGAAAGGACCCACUUCCACAGCAGAGAAAAACAAAGAGGAAAAAGGCAUACAGGCGGCCAGCACUAAGGGACGUGCCCAGAAAGCAGUGGCCCACUGCCACUGCCCUGAGCAGCUUUGCCUGCUGCAGCCCGAGAGGAACUCGGUGA
Messenger RNA from Loxodonta africana (African savanna elephant), 1336 nucleotides. RefSeq lists its product as uncharacterized. The transcript is spliced from 3 exons. The record is from RefSeq and is a predicted model, not a curated record. Bases 1130 to 1336 code for a protein of 68 amino acids. Lineage: Eukaryota; Metazoa; Chordata; Mammalia; Proboscidea; Elephantidae.